Messenger RNA from Stegostoma tigrinum, 1083 nucleotides. RefSeq names its product insulin gene enhancer protein ISL-1-like. Bases 19 to 1083 code for a protein of 354 amino acids. Lineage: Eukaryota; Metazoa; Chordata; Chondrichthyes; Orectolobiformes; Stegostomatidae. Gene Ontology annotation, biological process: neuron fate specification; axonogenesis; positive regulation of transcription by RNA polymerase II. Gene Ontology annotation, cellular component: nucleus. The record is from RefSeq and is a predicted model, not a curated record. Gene Ontology annotation, molecular function: cis-regulatory region sequence-specific DNA binding; DNA-binding transcription factor activity, RNA polymerase II-specific. The transcript is spliced from 6 exons.
CCUCCAGAAACCUGAGAAAUGGUUUCAUUGAUCACCAUUCCUGAUUUCAGAGUGGACGAGAAAAAAGAGUUCAUCAUGGGGGACCUGGGAAACUCCUCUAAAAGGGAAGACUCAACGUCUGUAUGUUUUGGCUGCAGUAAACACAUUAGUGAUCCAUAUAUUCUGAGAGUCUAUCCUAAUUUGGAGUGGCAUGCAGCCUGUCUCAAGUGUGUUGUGUGCAAUCAAUAUCUUAAUGAAACCUGCACCUGCUUCUUGAGAGAAGGGAAGACCUACUGCAAGACUGACUACUUCAAAAAAUUUUCUGUGAGGUGCGCUCAAUGUCAAGCUGGAUUGUUAUCUUCAGAUCUAGUUUUCCGUGCUAGAGGCCUCAUCUAUCACCAACAAUGUUUCCGUUGUGUUGCCUGCAAUCGACGACUUCUGCCUGGAGAAGAGUGCAGACUGCGACGUGAUGGACCUUACUGUGCUGAGGAUGCCUGGCUUCCAGAUCCCAGCUUUAUUCAACAAGAUCUUCCUUUGAGAGCUGAACAAGAUGAUAGAAGCCUGUAUCUAUCAGAGAAAGUCAAGGCCCGUCAGCCAACACCACGAGCUCCAAACCACUCAGAUAAGAUAACUCGUAUGCGGACGGUACUGAACGAGCAGCAGCUGCUCACAUUACGGACCUGUUACGCUGCAAACCCUCGACCGGAUGCACUCAUGAAGCAGCAGCUGAUGGAGAUGACAGGGCUCAACUUAAGGGUUAUCAGGGUCUGGUUUCAAAAUAAACGGUGCAAGGAUAAAAAGAAGAGUAUAAUGCCGAAACACAUGGACCCUUGUGACAGGAAUAAGGCAGAUAUUCAGGGGUUAGUUGGAACUCUGAUGAUAGCUACCAGUCCACUACCGCAGAAAGUUGAUUCACAGUGCAACCCUGUUGAGGUGCAGAGAUACUGGCCACCAUGGGAAGACCUUAGUGACCUUCCAACACAGACAGGUUUUUCAGGAGAAAGAUCACACUUCACUUGCAGUAAUAGUGUUGAAGUGUCAUCUCUUAGUUCUCAACCUUCUGACACAACAAACAGUGAUGAAUCUCAACCUUCAGACCUCUGA